Molecule: messenger RNA, 1587 nt
Organism: Aedes aegypti (yellow fever mosquito)
Lineage: Eukaryota; Metazoa; Arthropoda; Insecta; Diptera; Culicidae
Gene: Pex3
Product: peroxisomal biogenesis factor 3
Exons: 1
Coding region: 194-1315 (373 amino acids)
Biological process (GO): protein import into peroxisome membrane
Cellular component (GO): peroxisomal membrane
Molecular function (GO): protein-macromolecule adaptor activity
Source: RefSeq, a predicted model, not a curated record
CAUCCGAGAAAACAUCAAUCGUGUGAAGAACGAGAACCACCAUCAGACGGCAGACGGCCAAAAAAUCAUUAACUUCGUCGUAAUCGCGAUAAAAAAAAGUGAAUUUCAAUUCGUGUUAUCUUCCUCGCACCGCGUUCGUGACCGCAAGAACCUCUUGACCUUUGUGCGCUCAACAGCAGCAGCAGUGCAUAAAAUGUUGGCCGCAAUCAAGGAUUUCUUCUACCGCCACCGGAGGAAGUUCAUUACGACGGGGGUCGUUUUGGGAAGUGGCCUGUUCCUGAUCAAAAUAAUCCAGUACAAGCUGCGAGAGUUCCAGGAGCGCCAGGCGAAGGAAAUCGCAGAGAAGUUCAAGCGGAUGCAGCACUUCGAAUCGACAGAACGGACAUGCAAUCAAACGAUAGUCGGAUUGUCCCCAACGGUGUCGGAGAAGGCCCUUAAGGACUUGAGCACUUCGGAGGUGUUGGAGAAGCUACGUUCCAAUCCGGACAACAAGCUGGACCUGUGGGACGAGUUGAAGAUUCUGGCGUUCAGUCGGAUCGUGACCCUUGUGUAUGCUUCGUCGAUGUUGGCCGUAACGUUGAAAACCCAGAUUAACCUGCUAGGAGGAUAUCUGUACAAGGACACAAUGGGGCAGGAUGACAAGCAAAUUACUGUCGACAUUCAAACUACGUACCUUUCGAUGAUUCAGUACUUUAUGGGAGAAGGACUGGACAGGCUGAUGGCAGUGGUCCGGAAGAACGUGACGGUGGUCAUGCAGCGAUACAAUCUGAAGCAGCAACUGACGCUGGCCGAUGCCGAGACCUUGUUCUGGUCCAUUCAGAUGGCGCUGAAUAACGACGAGCAAAGUCUCACAAAGAACAUCGCCAAAUACACACUUCCCCAGGAAGUGAACCGAAGCGACAUUCUCAGUCAGAUGUACGACGAAACGUUGGAUGUCCUUGAGAAUGCGGAAGUGGCCGACGUCUGCCUGUCCAACGUGACGAAUGGCUUCUCGCUCAUUGUGGACAAGCUGGCAGAGUACUAUGCCGAGGCGGAACCAACUCCUCCGUCCACUUCGAAGUCCUCCCUGAAUGUGGACGCGCUGUCGAACAUCAACACGAUUAAGAUAUCCCUGGCCAAGCUGAUCCCAAUCGUCAAUGGGCUGACGUCCAAAACGCUCGGAGGCUUAAUCGGAAGCGCGUCAAACGGUUCCAACGGACUGAAUGGACUCGAGCUAAGAAACAGCGAUAUGAUGUCGUCGCUGGUGUCCCGAUUUAUGCAGUCGGAGAAGCUGAAAACCCUAGGGGUUAAUGUGUAUGAAACCUUUUGCCAGUAGAGUAAGGAGGGUUCUUGUGUUGCAUUUCUAUUAAGUGUAAGAUUGAUGGAAUACAUUCGAGCAGUAGGGAUCUAAGGCUAUAUUCUACGAUUUGUAGUAAUUCAGGUUUAGGUGGAAAGACUUUUAUGUUUAAGUGUGGUUUAAGCUUGUUUUGCAGGCGCAGGAUGGAAAACUGAAAAGCGAAGGGCUGGGUACGACAAUUGAGAAAGGUAGAACACUGUAUUAAUAUAUAGUUCAAAACUCUAACAAUAAACUAUUUUCUUUCGAACAAA